AUGAAGUCUAUGAUGAAAACAGCAGCACUUGUCGGCCUCGCCGCUAUCUCUUGCGUUGAGGCUCACAUGAUGCUCUUCUACCCUCCUACUUUCGGCGCAGAAAACAAUCCUCAUCGCACUGAUCCCGUCGAUCCCCAUCUUGACAACCCCUACAACUGCUGUGGCAGAAAGACGAUUUACCCCUGCCGCGGAUACCUCGAUCUCCUCGGAACCGACCAAGGCGCCCCCGUCGCUAGCUGGGAGGCCGGAUCGUCCCAGAACUUCAGUCUUGUGGGCACGGGAACCCACUGGGGAGGUUCGUGCCAAGCUGGGUUCAGUAUCGAUGAAGGGAAAUCCUGGAAGGUAGUGAGCAGCUAUGAAGGGAACUGCCCUCACCGUACCGGCUCAAACCACGCUCCCGAGGAACAAACCUUUGAAUUCAAGGUUCCCAGCGACAUGCCCAGCGGUAACUACGUCUUUGGUUGGACUUGGAUUAACCGCGAGCAAGAGUUCUUUAUGGUCUGCUCUGCCGUGACUAUCACCGCUCCUGGCACUGGCGGGAACUCUCCACCUUCUCCAUCCUUCACUCCUCGAGGAUUACCUGUUCGCUCGACGGCUCCUGACGCCGAGAGUCACGCCGUCGCUUUCAACGAUCGUCCAGACUUCCUUGUCGCCAACAUCGAUAACGGUUGCAAGACACCACGGACCAAUGCGGAGGUGAAAUAUCCAAAUCCUGGCCCUGAUGUCGUGAAGGGUGACGGUGCCUAUCCCCUUGAGCUCCCAUCGCCAGCAGAUAAAUGCAGUGCAUAG
Molecule: messenger RNA, 789 nt
Organism: Arthroderma uncinatum
Lineage: Eukaryota; Fungi; Ascomycota; Eurotiomycetes; Onygenales; Arthrodermataceae
Exons: 1
Coding region: 1-789 (262 amino acids)
Source: RefSeq, a predicted model, not a curated record